AGGGCUACUGUAGAAACAUCAUGGUGAAUUCAUGUAAGGGGAGAACGGUGCAUGUAGAUAGAAAUAGCUCAUUCUAAGCGUUAUUAUCAGCAAAUCGUGGAGUGACAAAUGGAUUACAAGGUGGGAAUCUUUAUUUUAGAUUCACUUCAUUUUUACACUUUUUUUGUGUAAGCUUAAAUAAGCAACUAUGUGACCGUGAUCAAACAGCCCCUUUGAUGACAAUAAAUCAUCGUACAUCUUAUCAUGCAUUUCCAGUAAAUUUGGCAAGAGGAGGCACUGCUACACAGUCAUCGACAUACACCGACGAGACUGCUGAACAAGCUAUCGAUGGCCAUCCAGACUCGACGUGCUCAGAAACCAUUAUUGGGAGAAACCCGUGGUGGAGACUGGAUCUGCGUGACGUGUAUCAUGUAAAUAGAGUCGUCAUCACCAACAGAUUUAUCUGCUGUUCGAGUGAAAUAAACGGAGCAGAGAUUCACAUCGGAAACUCUCUGGAGAACGACGGCAACAACAAUCCCAUAUGUGCUGUUGUUUCUUCUAUUCCAGCAGGUGAGUCCUACACCUACUACUGUGGUGAAAUGGAGGGACAGUAUUUAAAUCUGUUAAUUGCUGGAGAGAACAAGAUUCUUACCAUGUGUGAGGUGGAGGUCUAUGGUAAAGGUCGUUUUGUUGCAAAGACGAUGGUUAAGAUGCAGUUUAUCUCCAGUGCUGAUUUGAGUGACCCAUCAGUGAGAAACAAUCUUCUUAAACAGUUGGGAACUGCACUGGACAACAGAGGAUUAAAAAAUGUGACAUUGCAGUGGUCUCAGCUCCCUAAAAAAGAAGUGAAAGAGGUGAAAAAUGCAAAACGUUGCAGUGAAGGACAUGAGUAAUCUGCAGAUCAGCCCUCUACAUUUAUAAAAGGUCGAUGUAAUUUUUAUUUACAUUAUUCUGGCCUGCAUGAUUAAAAUAAUUAUGUAUUCACUUUUAAUAUGUUUCUGCUUGGAUUAAUCUAUACUGACUAAACCUUUUUGGACGGACACUGAGCACUCAAUGCUAAUGUAUCUCAUCACAGAUUUUCUUUCUUUGGAUGAAAAUGCUUAAAAAAGAUGAAUGAGAAAUCUUCGUAUUUUUGAUGUUCCAGUGUGUUUAGCAUGAGUGCACAUGCUCAGAACCCAUUGUUAUACACAAUAUAAAACAUUAAAUUUGUUGUAAAUGCUUUUAUCUUUUUACUUAUUGUUUGUGUAUUUACACUUUGGGAUUUGCCCACCUUCUUUGAUCAUUUCAAGCUGUCUGAGCAUUCUCACAUUAACUCUGUUCUUCUUUAACUUUUUCACUAAAUGUAAUGCUUUUGCUUUGUUAAAAACAUUAUCAGAACGCAGUCUUGUGAACUUUGGUUCCGACCACAUGAGUUCCCAAGCAAAAUGGAGGAGAGGUUAAUCAUUGCUGUGACAGGUUUCCCAAUCAUUUAUGUUAUACAGCCUGAUCAAAUGGCUUUUAAUUGGUUUUUAAUUGGUAUUUUGUUAUCAAACAUGUAUCUAUAAAAGUCAAGUUCGUUCAAUUGAUUAAUUUCUUACUUUCAAAUUUAAAAUAUGAAUAAGUUAUGCCCCACUUAUGGUCAGUCUGCACAAGAUCAACAUGUUUGUUUGCUUUCUGGCCCCUUAAUGCGAAGAUAACAAGACAUUUGAUCGCCAUAGCGUCCAUGAAUCUUUCUACUACAACAUUGUUGGCAGGGUGGCCGGAGUGAUUCUUGACGCUCUCUGAACGCACGGUCAGGCAUAAGUAGUCUUUUCAUUGCAAUUUAUUGCGUUGUUAAUCAUAAACAUAUGUAGGUAUGUGUUCUGUUUAUUUCUACCAGAAAGACUCAGGAAACAUAGAACGAUAAAUAAUAUUUAUUAAACAUAAUGUUAAAGAUCUUUGGGCAUAGGCCCCGUCCAAUAAAUGAAUCAUGGCAAAAUGAUUCCGAUGUUCCUGCCUGAAGAUAAGGCAGGGGCGGAGCCUACCCCCGGACUGAGGACGGGACCCUGACCUGGUGGUGGUGGUGGGGAGGAUGGAGGUUUCACUCAUGCGUUAGUUUCUGCGAACGAAAGAGAGGGUGAGUACCAUCCUUUUAUAAUACGUGCUGAGGGAUGAUAGGCUAACCGUAAUUGAUUAUGCUGUGAGGAGUCUUCCUGAUAGAACUUGCGCGGAAGCUUACAUAACUCUCUGCCACCAGAAGGAGCUCGUUUUAUAUUAUACAACAUCAUUUAACACUGCUUCUGAUGAUCUGACAAUGUUUAUUUAUUCAAUAAAUUGAGAAUAAAUGACUACAGGAUAUUUAUUCCUCUGAUAACUUGAGAGAAAAAAUACACAUUAUUAAUUUAGCAGACCAACCAAUUUAUAUCAACUUGUUUAUUGUGAUCCUGUAUGAUCUCAGCUGUAUCUCAUUCACAAUAAUCAUUGCAUAAUAAUUAAUAAGGCGCUGCCAGUUUCAGUGUUUUGGGUUAUUUCUGCAUUUUAUAUGAUUUAAAAACAUAAAGUGUAAACCAUGGGACUCUUUAUAAUGUCGACCUUUAGUUCAGCACGUUUACUAAAUAAAAGUGGUUGAACAAGGUUCAUUAAAUUUGAUUAGUAAAAAGUGCAAAACAUAUAACAUUUUAUCCUACAUUCAAAGAAAAGAUUGAGAACAAUGCAUUGUUUAUACCCCUCAGGUUU
This is a messenger RNA of Triplophysa dalaica, 2673 nucleotides long. RefSeq names its product fucolectin-like. The transcript has 6 exons. The record is from RefSeq and is a predicted model, not a curated record. NCBI's taxonomy places the organism in Eukaryota, Metazoa, Chordata, Actinopteri, Cypriniformes, Nemacheilidae. The coding region runs from base 216 to 872 and encodes 218 amino acids.